UACUUAAAUAUAAGUAAACUAAAACAAUAAUGUGGCCAAAUGUGAAACAAAUAUGUAAAUUAUUUGAAAUACAACAGACAUAUCAGAAUUCGUUUAACAAUAAAAGAAAUACAAAAAAUCAAAUUGAUAACAGAACUAAUAUUAGUAAUUUCUGCUUAUUUAAAAUUUUCAUAAGAAUUGUAUUAGUAAGUGUUGUUGUCCUUACUAUUGCAGCCAUUAUUGAGUAUGAACAACAACCUAAGUUAAAUAAGUGGAAAAGUAUAACCAUUUCUCUUGAUUUCAUAAAAAAUAUAAUACAGAAUUUAAAUAAUAUUGUUCAAUUUAUAAGAUUACCGAAAAAUUAUAAUCCAAGAUUAAUAGCCUUUACAAUUGUGACAUUUUCAAAUAUUGCAAUUUUUUUUAUUGAUAAUAUAUUUGAAUUCAAAUUGGGAGAUUCAAAGUCAUUUACGUCCCUAUUAAUGAGUUCAUUUUGUCAUGAAAAUCUAUGGGAUUUAACAUUCGCCACUUAUUAUUUAUAUCAGACACUUUAUGGAAUAAAUUCUGUAAACAUUUGGCCUUUUUACAUAACACGAUUUUACAUUGGGAUAGAAGAAUUUUUUGUCCUUUACUUAAUUGCAAGUUUUAUGAUAGCUUUUACAAGAUAUGUAUUUAUGCAAAAGUUACAAUUAUGUCAUUGUAAACAAGGUUCAUUAGGCGCAAUAUCCGCUGUGUUGGGAUGCCUAACACAUAUUCCAUCUUAUAAACAGAUAUUUUUUGGAUUGAUAUACCCGGACAUCAACAGUAUUAAUUCAUGCGAGAUAUUAAGUAUUUUUAUGGCAUUCAGUAUAAUUGGACUGCAUUUAAAACAAUUUAAAUUGGAUUCAUUAAAUAUUGCAAUAGGAUAUCUUUUUGGAAGAUUUUGGAGAGUAUUGGGUUCAGUUUACAUCUGGGGAAAUAGAAAAUUCUUAAUAAUUGGCUGGAUUCGUUUAAAAAAAUUAUUUUAAAAUCAUACUUAAAACAAAUUAACAUUGCAGUGUUCGAAUUUCAUAUUCUUAAUAAAAUCUUGUACAUUCUUUUAAUAUUUGAA
Daktulosphaira vitifoliae (grape phylloxera) is the source of this 1066-nucleotide messenger RNA. Its product is annotated as presenilins-associated rhomboid-like protein, mitochondrial. The coding region runs from base 30 to 983 and encodes 317 amino acids. Lineage: Eukaryota; Metazoa; Arthropoda; Insecta; Hemiptera; Phylloxeridae. The record is from RefSeq and is a predicted model, not a curated record. The transcript has 8 exons.